This is a messenger RNA of Lycium ferocissimum, 2082 nucleotides long. Its product is annotated as ALBINO3-like protein 2, chloroplastic. Lineage: Eukaryota; Viridiplantae; Streptophyta; Magnoliopsida; Solanales; Solanaceae. Gene Ontology annotation, cellular component: mitochondrial inner membrane. Gene Ontology annotation, biological process: protein insertion into mitochondrial inner membrane from matrix; mitochondrial respiratory chain complex IV assembly. The record is from RefSeq and is a predicted model, not a curated record. Bases 158 to 1831 code for a protein of 557 amino acids. Gene Ontology annotation, molecular function: protein binding; membrane insertase activity. The transcript is spliced from 14 exons.
AUUGCUUUCUUUGACAUUUAUGACCCUUUCGAUAAGUGAAUUUUCACGUUAAUUAACAAAUUAUAUUAAACUCAUGUAAUUAACAAAUUAUAUAUGAAUUAUAUUUUCUUAAAGGUACUAACAAUUGGCAUCUGGUGGUUCUCUUCCGCCGCCGAUCAUGUCGGUUCAGAGAUUGUCUCAGCUCCGGCGUUACUGUCGCAAUUCACCGCAAAUCUACUUUCUCCACAAUUUCACAUCUUCUUCUUCACAACAUUCUCACCGUACUAAACCCUCCUCAAACCCUUCCAAUCACUACAACCACUUUCUCAACUCGUUAUUACCAUCACAGCCGCAGUUUGCUAUUAUUCCGCACAGUGUUCGCUUUUGCCGUUCCUUCUCCACUCGCGACUACUCGCGAGUUGGUGACAUCUCGGUGGUUGAGAACACGGAGUUGUUGAUCACCGAAAAUGUUACUGCAACUGUUGUUGAAGACUCUAUUCUUCCAGUGCGUGCCUUGAUGUCCUUGUUGGAUGCUUGUCAUGACCUUACUGGACUCCCUUGGUGGAUCAUAAUAGCUUCGUCAACAGUGGCUAUGAGGCUCACAUUAUUCCCAUUUGUAAUAUUGCAACUCCACAAGUUGAAGAGGAUUGGAGAGUUAUUUCCUAAAUUGCCUCCUCCAUUGCCUCCGCCUAUGUCAGGAAGGAGUCUCAAGGACCAACUUAAAAUCUUUUUCAAGGAGAAACGAGCAGCAGGCUGUCCUUCAUUUUUUUGGUACUUCGCCUCUCUGACAGUUCAGGUGCCCUGCUUUCUUCUUUGGAUUACGACUAUUAGAAGAAUGUCGCUGGAUCAUCAUGAAGGCUUUGAUUGUGGGGGCACUCUUUGGUUCCAGAACUUAACUGAGUUCCCUAGUGGCGUUUUUGGGCCAGUCUUUCCUUUACUGAUUGCAGGAUUGCAUUAUGUCAACGUACAGGUAUCCUUUCAGAAAUCUUCAGUUGGAAAAAUGAGUGGAUUCCUGGGAAUAAUGGCCAAGUACUACAAGAUGUACUUGGAGGUCCUGACAUUACCCCUUUUGUUUAUUACAUUCAAUAUGCCACAGGGGAGUUUAGUCUAUUGGCUUACCAAUAGUUCAAUGACUGUUGUUCAGCAACUAUCUCUAAACCAUCCAGAUGUUCGCAAAAAACUGGGGCUACCUCAGAAGGAUCCUCAAUUAGCAGCUGCACACCAGAAAGAGUUAGGUAAUCCUGGAGAAAUCAAAAUAGAUCCAUCAAAAAGUCAGCGCAAAAUAUCUGUCCAGAACCUAUCACCUCGUGAAUUGGUUAAUCUUUCAAUCAAACUCUUAGCAGGAGGACGUAAAGCUGAAGCUAUGUCCUCUCUACGACUGGCUCUUACCAAGGAUCCCGAGAAUGUUCAAGCUUUGCUUAUUAUUGGCCAGACACUGUUGCAAGAUGGUUCCUUACCAGAAGCUACUGAAUACCUGGAACGUGCUAUUGCUAAGCUUCUGAUAAAGGAGAACCAAAUGGAAAUUGAGGAUGUGGAUCUGCUGAUUCUAUCAUCUCAAUGGGCAGGUGUUGCCUAUAUACGACAGGGUAAGAUGGAAGAUGGACUUGUACACCUGGAACGAAUAGGCACUUUGAAAGAGCCAGAGGAUCCAAAGAGCAAGGCCCAUUACUAUGAUGGAUUAGUACUACUGUCAAGUGCGUUAAUGAAUGUUGGUCGCAAGAGCGAUGCGAUUAAUUAUCUGCAAAAGGCUACGGCUUAUGAUGAGUCUUACAGAGAAUUUCUGCAACAGUGCGAAAAUGAAGAGGAUGAUAUCACUAGUGACCUUGUCACUAGUAGAAGAGGAGAUUACUGACUUUUCUGAACGCAUUUUGUGCUUUUUUAACCCUUUCUGUUUCCUAUUGUCUUGUAGUUUGUUAUUUAAUUGUAUCAUAGUGAAAAUAAUCGUGUCUCUAAAAUUUUGUAGGCACCAUUCUUUCUGCUAAGAAAUUUUGAUAGGCCAAUGAUGUAAUAAGGUUUUUGUAAGAGUCCAGAUCUUAAAUUGAUGGCGUAAACAGAAUCUGUACAAAAUCUUUUUGAUAGAUAUCAAUUCUUUUUCUUGAGAUA